This is a messenger RNA of Salvia miltiorrhiza (redroot sage), 1502 nucleotides long. RefSeq names its product auxin-induced protein PCNT115-like. Lineage: Eukaryota; Viridiplantae; Streptophyta; Magnoliopsida; Lamiales; Lamiaceae. Gene Ontology annotation, cellular component: cytoplasm. The transcript is spliced from 5 exons. The coding region runs from base 277 to 1305 and encodes 342 amino acids. The record is from RefSeq and is a predicted model, not a curated record.
GAUGCGAAUAUGUCGACCACUUGACAAUUGACAUUAACAUAUGUAGAGGCGUAGUGUGAUUUUCAAGCUCAUCGAAGAAAGGUUUGACAAUGGCGUCAUCGCUGGCGAUAGCAUGACGGCAGCAGUUACGUUAUCGUCUUCCCUUUCCCCUUAUAAACUCACUUCACUUGCCAACCAUCAACUGGCAAGUGACAACACUCAACAGGCCACUACUCUGAAUUCUGGAACAUCGAGUUCGAUCAAAUCCCGAAUUUGUUGAAGCCCUAAUUAGGCGAAAUGGGAGUGAAUGUGCCGAGAGUCAAGCUGGGGUCGCAGGGCCUUGAGGUGUCCAAACAAGGCCUCGGCUGCAUGGGCAUGUCCGCCAGCUACGGCCAGCCGAAGCCCGAGCCCGAGAUGAUCCAACUCAUCCACCACGCCAUCAACUCCGGCGUCACAUUUCUCGACACCUCCGAUGCCUAUGGUCCCCAUACCAACGAAAUUCUUAUUGGAAAGGCUUUAAAAGGGGGGAUGAGGGAGAAAGUGCAAAUUGCUUCUAAGUUUGGGAUAUUACACAGGGAUGUGAAACUGGAUAUACAUGGUGAACCAGAAUAUGUGAGGGCUGCAUGCGAGGCGAGCUUGAAGCGUCUUGAUAUUGACUGUAUUGAUCUUUAUUACAUUCAUAGGAUCGACACUCGUGUGCCCAUUGAAGUCACAAUGGGAGAACUUAAGAAACUGGUUGAAGAAGGGAAAAUAAAAUAUGUUGGGCUCUCAGAGGCCUCUGCUUCGACAAUAAGAAGGGCUCAUGCUGUUCACCCAAUUACUGCCGUCCAGAAUGAAUGGUCAUUGUGGUCAAGAGAUUUGGAAGAAGAAUUAAUUCCUACUUGCAGAGAACUUGGCAUUGGAAUUGUCCCAUACAGUCCGCUCGGACGUGGCUUCUUUUCAGUAGGUCCCAAGUUGAUACAGAACUUGCCAGAGGGCGACAUGCGUAAGCUCUUUCCAAGGUUCAAGGCUGAGAAUUUUGAAACCAACAAGGUUGUAUAUGAAAAGAUCAGUGAAAUGGCUACGAGAAAAGGCUGCACCCCGUCUCAACUGGCUUUAGCUUGGGUUCAUCACCAAGGAGAUGACGUGUGCCCUAUACCCGGCACCACCAAGAUCGACAAUAUCAAUGAGAAUAUUGGAGCUCUCUCGGUGAAACUAACUCCAGAAGAGAUGGAUCAGCUCUCGGCUUUGGCUGACAUGGUUAAGGGGGAGAGGCAUGUGUUCAUGGAGAAUACAUGGAUACAUUCCAACACGCCACCAUUGUCAUCUUGGAAAGUCCAUACCUGAGACCACCCUCUUCUAAUUUGAACAAAAAAGAAGAAAAAAUAAAAUAAAAAAAAUGUAAGUUUGAUCGUCUGAAAAUCUAUUUCCACUUCUGUAAACUGUUUUCGUCUCUCGAAUUUGCUAGUUUUUCCAAGGUUUCACGGCUCAGAGUGAGAACCUUGAAAGCAACUGGCGUUCAUGAAAAUAAACAUUUUAAUCUA